Molecule: messenger RNA, 5087 nt
Organism: Oncorhynchus keta (chum salmon)
Lineage: Eukaryota; Metazoa; Chordata; Actinopteri; Salmoniformes; Salmonidae
Product: mucin-2-like
Exons: 3
Coding region: 1-939 (312 amino acids)
Source: RefSeq, a predicted model, not a curated record
AUGAGGAAUAACAACUACCAUUCUGCUGAGAGCACAUCAGGCCAUCCUCCAUUACUAACAACUAGCAGUUCUGCUGAGAGCACAUCAGGCCAUCCUCCAUUACUAACAACUAGCAGUUCUGCUGAGAGCACAUCAGGCCAUCCUCCAUUAAUAACAACUACCAGUUCUGCUGAGAGCACAUCAGGCCAUCCUCCAUUAAUAACAACUAGCAGUUCUGCUGAGAGCACAUCAGGCCAUCCUCCAUUAAUAACAACUAGCAGUUCUGCUGAGAGCACAUCAGGCCAUCCUCCAUUAAUAACAACUACCAGUUCUGCUGAGAGCACAUCAGGCCAUCCUCCAUUAAUAACAACUACCAGUUCUGCUGAGAGCACAUCAGGCCAUCCUCCAUUAAUAACAACUAGCAGUUCUGCUGAGAGCACAUCAGGCCAUCCUCCAUUAAUAACAACUACCAGUUCUGCUGAGAGCACAUCAGGCCAUCCUCCAUUAAUAACAACUACCAGUUCUGCUGAGAGCACAUCAGGCCAUCCUCCAUUAAUAACAACUACCAGUUCUGCUGAGAGCACAUCAGGCCAUCCUCCAUUAAUAACAACUACCAGUUCUGCUGAGAGCACAUCAGGCCAUCCUCCAUUAAUAACAACUACCAGUUCUGCUGAGAGCACAUCAGGCCAUCCUCCAUUAAUAACAACUAGCAGUUCUGCUGAGAGCACAUCAGGCCAUCCUCCAUUAAUAACAACUACCAGUUCUGCUGAGAGCACAUCAGGCCAUCCUCCAUUAAUAACAACUAGCAGUUCUGCUGAGAGCACAUCAGGCCAUCCUCCAUUAAUAACAACUACCAGUUCUGCUGAGAGCACAUCAGGCCAUCCUCCAUUAAUAACAACUAGCAGUUCUGCUGAGAGCACAUCAGGCCAUCCUCCAUUACUAUACGUUCACAGCCCCUGAUGAUGAGGAAUAACAACUACCAGUUCUGCUGAGAGCACAUCAGGCCAUCCUCCAUUACUAUACGUUCACAGCCCCUGAUGAUGAGGAAUAACAACUACCAGUUCUGCUGAGAGCACAUCAGGCCAUCCUCCAUUAAUAACAACUACCAGUUCUGCUGAGAGCACAUCAGGCCAUCCUCCAUUAAUAACAACUAGCAGUUCUGCUGAGAGCACAUCAGGCCAUCCUCCAUUACUAUACGUUCACAGCCCCUGAUGAUGAGGAAUAACAACUACCAGUUCUGCUGAGAGCACAUCAGGCCAUCCUCCAUUAAUAACAACUACCAGUUCUGCUGAGAGCACAUCAGGCCAUCCUCCAUUACUAUACGUUCACAGCCCCUGAUGAUGAGGAAUAACAACUACCAGUUCUGCUGAGAGCACAUCAGGCCAUCCUCCAUUACUAUACGUUCACAGCCCCUGAUGAUGAGGAAUAACAACUACCAGUUCUGCUGAGAGCACAUCAGGCCAUCCUCCAUUACUAUACGUUCAUAGAUGACUGUCUGCCGGUCAGAGCCAAGAGUUGGAUGGACUACACACACAAAAUGAUCCAAAUGUCUUGACUCUCACUGUACAGAACAUGGUUUUAGUGUCAUACAGUACAUUUUUUACGAAGUUAAAAGCGAAGUUCCAGUCAGCAACAACCGUUUUAAAAGGAACUAAGCAUGUAUGCCUUAAACAUUUUAUGUACAGAACAUGACCAUAACCCCAGACAUUAUUCUACCCAUUUAACUUUUAUAUUUACACAGAUCAAGAUAUUUUACAAACUCUGAUCGGACUGUGACAACUUAAUGCCAGGUAGCUAGCUAUGCAUGAGUAAAAAUUCCCUAGGGGAACCCAAGUCAGGGAGAAAAACAACCUAUUACAACCUGUGUGUUGUGAUAAUUGCAUGAUUUGCUCUAUAACCUGUUAGUUCAUAUGCCUUGACACCGUGAUAUAUAGGUCUGAGGCCGAGACAAUAAGAAGAUACAGUGAUAUAUAGGUCUGAGGCCGAGACAAUAAGAAGAUACAGUGAUAUAUAGGUCUGAGGCCGAGACAAUAAGAAGAUACAGUGAUAUAUAGGUCUGAGGCCGAGACAAUAAGAAGAUACAGUGAUAUAUAGGUCUGAGGCCGAGACAAUAAGAAGACACAGUGAUAUAUAGGUCUGAGGCCGAGACAAUAAGAAGAUACAGUGAUAUAUAGGUCUGAGGCCGAGACAAUAAGAAGAUACAGUGAUAUAUAGGUCUGAGGCCGAGACAAUAAGAAGAUACAGUGAUAUAUAGGCCUGAGGCCGAGACAAUAAGAAGAUACAGUGAUAUAUAGGUCUGAGGCCGAGACAAUAAGAAGACACAGUGAUAUAUAGGUCUGAGGCCGAGACAAUAAGAAGAUACAGUGAUAUAUAGGUCUGAGGCCGAGACAAUAAGAAGAUACAGUGAUAUAUAGGUCUGAGGCCGAGACAAUAAGAAGAUACAGUGAUAUAUAGGUCUGAGGCCGAGACAAUAAGAAGAUACAGUGAUAUAUAGGUCUGAGGCCGAGACAAUAAGAAGACACAGUGAUAUAUAGGUCUGAGGCCGAGACAAUAAGAAGAUACAGUGAUAUAUAGGCCUGAGGCCGAGACAAUAAGAAGAUACAGUGAUAUAUAGGUCUGAGGCCGAGACAAUAAGAAGAUACAGUGAUAUAUAGGCCUGAGGCCGAGACAAUAAGAAGAUACAGUGAUAUAUAGGUCUGAGGCCGAGACAAUAAGAAGAUACAGUGAUAUAUAGGCCUGAGGCCGAGACAAUAAGAAGAUACAGUGAUAUAUAGGUCUGAGGCCGAGACAAUAAGAAGAUACAGUGAUAUAUAGGCCUGAGGCCGAGACAAUAAGAAGAUACAGUGAUAUAUAGGUCUGAGGCCGAGACAAUAAGAAGAUACAGUGAUAUAUAGGCCUGAGGCCGAGACAAUAAGAAGAUACAGUGAUAUAUAGGUCUGAGGCCGAGACAAUAAGAAGAUACAGUGAUAUAUAGGCCUGAGGCCGAGACAAUAAGAAGAUACAGUGAUAUAUAGGCCUGAGGCCGAGACAAUAAGAAGAUACAGUGAUAUAUAGGUCUGAGGCCGAGACAAUAAGAAGAUACAGUGAUAUAUAGGUCUGAGGCCGAGCGGUCUAUCACUCUGGCAUACAGUACACGCUUUUAGUUGUCCUAGGCGACCUGGCUAAAAUGUUUGCUCGCUAGUCUAACAAUGACAAUUCAAGUUGUUUCUGUCAAUGACGUUUUGCUGUUGAUCUGAUGUUAUUUGUGUAAAUCAAAUCCAAGCUGGCUUCCCUUGAUGCUUUUUUUUGUGUGUGCCAGGACCAUUCACAGUCGAGCUCACUCAGUUUAGCUCACUCAGUUUAGCUCACUCAGUUUAGCUCACUCAGUUUAGCUCACUCAGUUGAGCUCACUCAGUUUAGCUCACUCAGUCGAGCUCACUCAGUUUAGCUCACUCAGUUUAGCUCACUCAGUUGAGCUCACUCAGUUUAGCUCACUCAGUUUAGCUCACUCAGUCGAGCUCACUCAGUUUAGCUCACUCAGUUUAGCUCACUCAGUUUAGCUCACUCAGUUUAGCUCACUCAGUCGAGCUCACUCAGUUUAGCUCACUCAGUUUAGCUCACUCAGUUUAGCUCACUCAGUCGAGCUCACUCAGUUUAGCUCACUCAGUUUAGCUCACUCAGUUGAGCUCACCGCUGAUUGGUUAUUAUUGAAUUGUCAUUUUUAUCAAGAGAGGUCAAUUGCUUGCUGUAUUCCCUUGCAUUCAAUGCUAUGGGAGGCAACAAUGUCAUAGUCUUUUUCACCAGACAGCAUCAGAUAGAUGAGCUACACAUACAGAGACAGAGGGGUGCUGUUUGACUCGCUCGGAUGCUUUCUCUGGUGGGAUACAUUCAGCCUCUUGCGACUGGAAAGAAAAUUAUGAAACACAGACAGAUGAAAGGAAAUUGUUUCAUGUUUUUUUCUUGGUACGUUUUUUUUUGGUGAAGCCUGCCAUGAAUACUGCUUAGUGAGCCACUGCUUAAUGCAUCUAUUUUAAAAUGAUUGGAGAAUAGAGGCACUUACAUAUGCAGUUUCAUUUGUUUCCAAUACUCAAAGUUCUCAACACCAGGUCUACUGUACUGAGAUCGACGUUUCAACAUGCCUAAGUAACACAAGACAUAGUUACUGCGAAAACGUUUUUAUAUUAUGGUGUUGAUUCAAGGUUUUGUGUUUAGCCAGUGUGUAGCCUUGGCUCACAAUUAAUUUUGAACACGUUUUGCUGUUUUGGAGAUUAGUUUUGUUUUGCUUUGGCUCGUUCCAAAGGGAUGAGAGUUAAAGAAAUGUACAGUACCAGUCAAAAGUUUGGACACACUUACUCAUUCAAGGGUUUUUCUUUAUUUUUACUAUUUUCUACAUUGUAGAAUAAUAGUGAAGACAUUAAAACUAUGAAAUAACACAUGGAAUCAUGUAGCAACCAAAAAAAGUGUUUCAUAUUUCAGAUUCUUUAAAGUAGCCAAUCUUUGCCUUGGUGACAGCAUUCUCUCAACCAGCUUCAUGACGUAGUCACCUGGAAUGCAUUUCAAUUAACACGUGUGCCUUGUUAAAAGUUCAUUUGUGGAAUUUCUUUCCUUCUUAAUUUGUUUGAGCCAAUCAGUUGUGUUGUGAAAAGGUAGUACACAGACGAUAGCCCUAUUUUGUAAAAGACCAAGUCCAUAUUAUGGCAGGAACUGCUCAAAUUAUCCAAGAGAAAUGACAGUCCAUCAUUGCUUUAAGACAUGAAGGUCAGUCAAUCCAGAACAUUUCAAGAUCUUGAUUUGUUUAACACUUUCUUGGUUACUACAUGAUUCCAUGUGUGUUAUUUCAUAGUUUUGAUAACUUUACAAUUAUUCUACAGUGUAGAAAACAGUACAAAUAAAGAAAAACCCUUGAAUGAGUAGGCUUGUCCAAACUUUUGACUGGUAUUGUACGUAUAUUAUUAUGAAUUGUAGCAACAUAUUUUCCCUAUUAAAAGUGCUUGUAACAAUGAAACAAAACAAUUACUGCAUUAUUGGUCUUGCCUUGAGUGUAAGAACAUUUUACCAAUGCAUGGAAAUGUACUGUAACUAUGUAAUCAAAUAAAAAAAAAUUUUUAAGAGCAAUAAGCUCAAAUUAA